Molecule: messenger RNA, 1069 nt
Organism: Eublepharis macularius
Lineage: Eukaryota; Metazoa; Chordata; Lepidosauria; Squamata; Eublepharidae
Gene: BEAN1
Product: brain expressed associated with NEDD4 1
Exons: 6
Coding region: 17-961 (314 amino acids)
Source: RefSeq, a predicted model, not a curated record
GCCGCCGCCGGAGCGCAUGGAGGGAACGGCCGCCUGGGUGUGCGCCGUUCUUUGCUUUCAUUUUUCUCUCAUCGCGGGGAGCUCCGUCCGCAUUGGAACAGGCAGCAAUUAUUCCAGUCUAUAUCAGCAAACCAUCUUGCCGUGUAAAAAAGAAGAGCUGCAGUGUGGCAACGGGCGUUGCCAUUUCAAUUGGCUGCCGUGCCACUACAAGAAAGAUUGUGGCACGGGCUACAUGUCCAUCCAGAUAACAUGUUCAAACAUUCACUUGAACCAGAGUAGCCCCAUUAGCAAGCUUUCUCACUACACUGAACACAGCAGCGACACGAAUUUGAUGGGCUCUUCCGUUAUGGUGGCUGGCAUGGUGAUUGGCGUGGUGCUGUUCCUCUCCUGCGUGACUAUCUUCAUCGGCAGCCUACGAAAAGAUAGACGGUUGCGACAUCCCCACUUGAGGAGAGAUGCCAGUUAUACUCCAGAUGGCUUCUCAUACGGCGGCUCAGUUGGAGAACUAAGAUCCAGUUGCAUUGAUGAGUUCCCACCAGCGCUGGAUUUCAGUUCUUAUGUGGAGACCCUGUCUCAGGUCAACAUCUUGCAUCCUGACUCCCCUCCACGCUACGACGAGUGUGUAGGGCCAGGAGCAGCCCAAAUUUACAUUCCUACAGAUGACCCUCCGCCGUACUCCCUGACAGACCCUUAUCAAAGGAGCGACAUGGCGAUAAACAUUCCUUCGGGUGAGCAAGUGACUCCUGGGACUACAGAACAGGCUGCUGACUACAGAGUAGGCCCGCAAGACCCUCAGCAGCCUCUCUCCUCCAUUUCCUCAUCGUCGUCGUUUAUAAUGGAGGCAGCCCCUCCGUACGAGACCGUUAUGGGUGAACAAAACAUCCCCAUUCCGUUAGUCCCGCUGGAAGUUGAGAAAAAUUCUGGAGAUGACUAUCAGACUCUUUGCACCAGAAUAAUGUAAAGGGAAAGAGAAGUCUAAAGGGAUUCUUCGAGCUCAAGAAAGGGCAAGAACAUGGAAUGAGAUUAACCCAUCUGUGUACUCCACAAAACUCUUUUCUACUUUUAACAG